Ilyonectria robusta is the source of this 360-nucleotide messenger RNA. RefSeq lists its product as uncharacterized. Gene Ontology annotation, biological process: arabinan catabolic process; xylan catabolic process. Lineage: Eukaryota; Fungi; Ascomycota; Sordariomycetes; Hypocreales; Nectriaceae. The transcript is spliced from 2 exons. Gene Ontology annotation, cellular component: plant-type cell wall. The record is from RefSeq and is a predicted model, not a curated record. The coding region runs from base 1 to 360 and encodes 119 amino acids. Gene Ontology annotation, molecular function: alpha-L-arabinofuranosidase activity; xylan 1,4-beta-xylosidase activity.
AUGGUACUAGAUAUUGGAGAGGCCAUAAUCAUCGAAACCAGAGCCUACAAUAACGAUGGCCGAGUAGGGUUUGAUCUUUAUGAAAGUAGCUUCAGCUACUUCUCGUUCCAGUCUCCAACCAUCAACACCUUCAAAGACCCGCGUUGGGGACGCGAUCGGGAAUGUCCUAGUGAAGACCCUUUCCAUGCACAAAACUUUGUUCGAGCCAUGCUCAGCGGACUUGAAGAUGACUUCACUGGAUAUAGGAGGGUCAUUGCAACCUGCAAGCACUAUGCCGCCAACGACUUUGGGAACUACGAGGGCACAGAAAGAUAUGGCCUUGACGCUAUCAUCACAACGCAAGAACUCUCGGAAUACUAA